Phoenix dactylifera (date palm) is the source of this 1570-nucleotide messenger RNA. NCBI's taxonomy places the organism in Eukaryota, Viridiplantae, Streptophyta, Magnoliopsida, Arecales, Arecaceae. The record is from RefSeq and is a predicted model, not a curated record.
UUCCUUCUUUUUCCUUCUUCCAACAAGUAUCUUUAUCUUUCUUCUGUAGCGAUUCUUGACCAUGUUUAUGUUACCACGAAAGAUAGGGCCUUUGGAUUUUUAUACAUAGGCUUGCAAGGAUCCGGGGUGCCUCAAGAGUUUCCCUUCUCAAAAGAUGGCAAUGAUCUUACAUGCUUUCGUGGGAAGAUACAUGAACAAACUCGCAGAUUUUGUAGAGGGUGAGGCGUCAAUCAUGCUCAAAGUGAAGGAUGAGCUCCAGAAGCUUCAGAGAAGACUGGAAAGGAUCAGAGGUUUUCUUGAACAUGCAGAGCGGAAGAGGCAUGAAGACACAAAUAUCGGUAAUUGGGUGAGGGAGUUGAAAGAUAUCAUGUAUGAUGCAGAUGAUAUCAUCGACCUUUGCAUCAUCGAAGGCGGCAAAUUAUUGGAAGGCCAUCAUCCCGUUUCUGCGGUAUGCCAUCCCUUCCCUUUAUUUUCUUGCUUCGGUUGUAUGAAGUUCCGCUAUGAAAUUGGUGACAAAAUUAGAGAUCUUAAUAAGAGGCUGAAAGAGAUUGCAGAGGAUAGAUCAAUACUGCCUAAACUGGAAUACACUAACCAAGAUGUCCAAGAGAGCGGAGUGAAUCCUCGUCAGACUUUUCCCAUUGAGGACAGUUCUGAUAUCGUAGGGACACAAAUUGAAGAGGCUACCCAGAGUCUUGUGGAGUCGAUAGUCAAAGAAGAUGAACAAAAACUUUGGAUUUUGGGGAUUGUUGGGAUGGGUGGAAUAGGCAAAACUACUCUUGCUUCUAAUGUAUACCAAGAUGAAAGAAUAAAAGAAAACUUUCCUAUACGAGUAUGGGUGUGCGUUUCCAAGAAUUUUUUAGAGACAAAUUUGCUGAAAGAGAUAAUUAGGAGCACAGGUGGAAACUACGGGCAGGCUGAAACGAAGGCAGAACUCAUACCCUACCUGUCCUCCGUCCUUUCAAGAAGGUUCGUUAUUGUAUUAGAUGAUAUAUGGGAAGCAAAAGUAUGGGAGGAUCUGCUCAGAUAUCCUUUGAAAAGUGCAACGGCUAGUGGUAGGGUUGUGAUCACCACUCGAGACAUAAAUGCGGCUAAGAAUAUGAGAGCACGGGUCCACCAUGUUGACAAAAUGGGUAGUGAUGAAGGCUGGGCAUUGUUCUGCAAGAAAGUCUUUGGAGAUGAUGAGAAGGAAGAGAUCUUCAAUCUUAAAAAAAUUGGGAUGAAAAUUGUUGACAAAUGUGAUGGUCUUCCUCUUGCAAUCAAGACCAUUGCAGGAGUUUUAAGGUCGAAGGAGAGAAGCAGCAUAGCAUGGAAUAACGUUCUCAGAAGUGAUGCAUGGUCUAUGAGCCAACUUCAGACAGAACUCCCAGGAGCCUUAUUUUUAAGCUAUGAAGAUUUGUCAUCUGAUCUUAAGCAAUGUUUCCUUAUUUGCUCGUUAUAUCCUGAGGACUAUCGGAUGCAUCGUGAUGAUCUUGUUCGAUACUGGCUGGCAGAAGGUUUUGUAAAAUCACAAGAAGAUGUAUAGUCAGAAGAUUUAGCGGAAGAUUACUUUAGAGAGUUGAUUUGCAGGAAU